Tricharina praecox is the source of this 1683-nucleotide messenger RNA. Its product is annotated as lung seven transmembrane receptor-domain-containing protein. Bases 1 to 1683 code for a protein of 560 amino acids. Gene Ontology annotation, biological process: retrograde transport, endosome to Golgi. The transcript has 2 exons. NCBI's taxonomy places the organism in Eukaryota, Fungi, Ascomycota, Pezizomycetes, Pezizales, Pyronemataceae. The record is from RefSeq and is a predicted model, not a curated record. Gene Ontology annotation, cellular component: membrane; Golgi apparatus.
AUGCUACGCCGGAAACUUCUGGCCGUCGUGUUGGGUGCGGCCUUUGUUGCUGCCAACGAAUUUGCCCUGAACACGGGCGAUGAACAGCAGCAAUGUGCGGGAAUGUAUAACAAGGCUGCAUGGGGCGGCACCAUCGAUCCGGGAAUCACUGUGCGAUUCACACCGUCGGAGAGCCACGACGAUAUCGUCAGCCUGGUGAUUUUCGAGUUUGAGGACGAGCCGUAUCUCGGCCGCUUCACAUCGCCCGAUGACCGCCGCGAGAAGUCUUACAUCUGCACACCCGAGAACGUCAAGGCUAGCCUGUGCCGUGCGGGGCAUGAAGGGGAGUUCAUCCUGGCGGCGAAUACGAAUACUACCAGUCGCGGGAGCAUCUUCACCAAGGCUGUUCACCUUGCCGAUAAGACACCCAUCUACUAUCCUAUCAAGCGUACCGGAUACUAUUGCGUCUGGACGGUGGCGUAUUCGCCGGCCGACGCGGAGAAGGAAUUCACGGGUGUCGUUACGUUCCAGAAUACCUACGGCGAGCUACCGGCGAGUCAGAUUCCCAAGCUGGCGUUCUACGGCGGACUCACGAUUGUGUACGCGGUUGUCGGAGCGCUGUGGGCGUUCCUGUACGUGCAGCACCGCCACGACAUCCUCCCGGUGCAGAACUACAUCACAGCGAUCGUCAUUUUCCUGAUACUCGAGAUGGCUAUCACCUGGGUCUUUUACGACUACGAGAACCGCCACGGCAAAAACACUUUCUCCAAGUUUCUGAUGACUCUCGUGGCAGUCCUCAAUGCCGGCCGGAAUUCAUUCUCGUUCUUCCUCCUGCUGAUCGUAUGCAUGGGCUACGGCGUCGUCAAGCCCUCCCUCGGAGCACUGAUGAAAUACGUCCGCAUCCUAGCCAUCCUGCACUUCGUAUUUGGCGUCGUAUACGCCGUCGCGUCCCUCACCAUCACACCGGAGAACGCGGGACCCUUCGUAAUGCUCGUGAUCCUCCCUCUCGCCGCCACCCUCACGGCCUUCUACGUCUGGACCCUCAACUCGCUCAAGCUCACGAUGAAAGAGCUCGAGGAGCGCAAGCAGCACCAGAAAGGCCUGAUGUACCGCCGGCUGUGGUGGUGUCUCCUGACCAGCAUCUUCGUGAUCUUCGGCUUUUUCUUCCUGAACUCGCUCACCUUCGCCGGCCACUCGUCGCCCGACUUCGUGCCCACGCACUGGAAGACGCGGUGGUUCGUGCUCGACGGAUGGCUCAACCUCGUGUACCUCACCGAUCUGGCGGUCAUCGCAUACCUGUGGCGGCCUACGGCUAAUAAUCGCCGCUUUGCCAUGAGUGACGAGUUGGCGCAGGAUGAGGACGGCGGCUUCGAGAUCGCGAGCAUCGGUGGUGGAAGCGAACUCGACGAGGACGAGGAUCUGGCAAGGAGGGAUAAGGAUCUGGAGGCGCAGGCGGGAUUGAGGUCCAUGGCGCUGCAGGGAGAGGGUAGUGCUGCCAGGCCGACGCCUCCGCCGGCUGCGCCAGCGACGAACACAAACAGGGGUCGGCCGAGCGUCGAUGAGCCAAUCUUUGAGGUUGGCGAGGGUGAUGGGUGGAGUGAUGGUGAGGUCAUGAGCGAUGAGGAGAGCAGUAGUGAUGAGGAGGGGAAGAAGAAGAAGGGCACCGAGACAACACGGUUGACUGGUGGUAAGAAAGCAGAGUGA